Mytilus californianus (California mussel) is the source of this 3114-nucleotide messenger RNA. Its product is annotated as pituitary tumor-transforming gene 1 protein-interacting protein-like. The coding region runs from base 60 to 641 and encodes 193 amino acids. The transcript has 8 exons. Gene Ontology annotation, biological process: protein import into nucleus. The record is from RefSeq and is a predicted model, not a curated record. Gene Ontology annotation, cellular component: cytoplasm; nucleus. Lineage: Eukaryota; Metazoa; Mollusca; Bivalvia; Mytilida; Mytilidae.
AUUAAUACUUACACCGGAAGUGAGAACGUUACUUCCUGGAUAAACACUGAAUUAUAGAAAUGAAGAUUUUUUAUUUUGUUUGUGGUUUCCUAUUGGUGACAUUAGUUGACUCCGUUUCAAGUGCCUCAACCACACCAGCUCAAACAGCAGAGGCACCAACAACCAUUCACCCUGUCACAACGUUAACACCAGAACAAGAAUGUGCUGCCAGAAACAGUAGUUGUGAAGAAUGCUUGAAGCUUGCUAAGUGUCUGUACUGUAAAUCUAAUGGACAAUGUACUCCAUACCCUGUUGGAAAGGUUCUGCCACCAAGCAGUGUGUGUAAACUAGAUCAUGCUAGAUGGGGAGUCUGUUGGUUGAACUUUGAGGCCCUGAUUAUAUCUAUGGGAGUUAUAGGAGGAUUGAUUAUAAUGGUUGUCACAGUUUGUAUCUGUUGCUGUUGUUGCUGUAAAGAUAACAAGAAAAAGUAUGCUAAAGAAGAUGAAAAAUGGGAGAGAAAGAAGGCAGACAGGAAAGAAAAAGCUAAUGAGAGAAAAGCUGAGAGAAGGGCCAAAACAGAUGAGAUAAGGAGGAAAUAUGGAAUCGAAGUCAAAGGUCUUAUGAAAGAUGACAAUCCAUAUGAAAGAUUUGAAAAUGCCUAAAGAAUACCACCAAAGGGCAAGACUGUGAACUGGAGUGUUAAAUUUUAAUUAUUACCAUUAAAUGACUGUGAUUAUUGAAAGAUUUUUUGGAAAUGAAAAAGAAAUUUAUGUAGAUCACCAAUUUUGUUUGAAAAGAAAAUGAAACAUUUGCAACAAAGACUGUUGAAAGUAAUAGCUCGUCUAAGGUUAUAUGAAGAAUGUCAAAUUUUCACAUAAAUGAAGCUUUUUUAGUUUUUACUUUUCCAGUGUAAAUAUUUUCUCUUGUAUUUUGAACCUUUUUUUAACUACACAUUUGAAAAAGUUCUGUAUUUGCUUGAAGUUGUAACUGUAAUCAUUGCAGUGCUGCCCUAUAUUUAUUGUGGCAUUUGAUUAAGUAUCUAAACACUUAGCUACAUAAAUGCUACAUUCGUUGACAUUUUAGCUUUCAUGAUUUAAAUGGAAUAUGCUUAAAAAGAAAUGUUAGCUGUUUUUCAAAAGCAAGUGUAAAACUUGACUUCUAUCAAAUCCUUGUUUACCCAGUAUAUUGGAAUGCUCAGACACACAUAAACACAAAAUACAUAAAUAUUUGAACGGUUGAACGUUCCUUCCCUCCAUUGUGGAUAGUUCACUUAAAACUUUAAUUUACAAAAGGUUGUGAACUGCAAUGUUUAGUUUGUUUAUAGCUGUCACUAUAUAAUAUGUAUAUACAGUUUAUAUUGAGGCAAGAUAAUACAAAUUCUUAGUGGAUAUUAUUGUCCUUUUUAAACAGAAAAACUGCUUUCUAUUAAAAAUGUGAAUGAGCCCACCGUCCACCUACUUUGCUAAUUAAAGAAGGUUUAUCACUUUGUGAGUAUUUUAUAUCUGUUUUUUAUGCCAGUUCUAAAAGUCUUCCAAAAAAUCAUAAUUUAUUUUUCUAAACAUUAUUUUGCAUAUGUUUUAAAGAGGUAAAGAAAAGGACAAAAGUUAUAUUCUUAAAAAAAAAUUGAUAAAUAAUUCUGGACAACAACUUGUAUUUAAUAAGUGUGUUGUAAGCUUGUAUAUAACAUUUUUGUCAUGUAUGAUAUGAGAAUUUUUGUUUUUAUUAGAACAUACAAUGGUCUAUGUUAUUGUCCACUUUAGUCAGAAUGUUAUAGUUAUUUAUUUGAUUUUCUUUGCAUUCAACCAGUUUUGACCAGUUUGAUAGAUUUGUGAUGAAUAACAUAUUAAUUUAACUGUGGCAUGUGAUUUCCCAUAAUUCAUUUUGAUUAUUGCACUCGAGAGUUUUUCACUAAAUGGUUAUAGAUUCUAUCACUUGACCUUAUUUAUGAUAUUUAUUCAUUCUCGAUGGUUAAAUAUUCUACAUGUUUGGUAAGCCUCAUGAAGUUAACUACCAGUACUUAGAAUGGAUGAAAAACAUAAUCAAUAGGGAAUUGUAAUGUAAUUCAGUUUUUUAUCAUAUGUAGGGAAAUGUAAUUUUAAGGUAAACAAAGUUCCAUUGAGACAAGUUGUAAACAAAUUACAAGUUUCUUUCAAUAUAAAUCAUAUUCAAGUAAAAUCAUCUUCUGAUUAGAACAAAACAGAUUUUAUCAAAACUGUUUUUCUAAUUGUAAAAAGAACACUUUUCCAUGUUACAAUUAUUACAAGAAAAUAGUAUUUUUUAGUAUGGAAGUGUUUAUGUGAUUAUGCUGUGCAAUCAUUGUAUAUAGUGCAGUAAUGCAGUCAUUGUUUUGUGUCAUUUCAGGAUAGGAAUUUUUUUCUUGUACUUCUCCAAACAAAUUAUUCAUGCCAGUGCAUUCUAUUUGGUACUUCAUUUUAAGUUUGUGAAAAAAGCCAUAUAUACCUGUUAAAACAAAUGUCUGCAUAUAUAAAAAGUUUUUAUCAAGAAAAGGAAACACUUUCUUGCUUUCUUGCCCGUGAGACAUGUAUGUAUGUAUGGUAGAGAUUAUUAUUCCUUUGGAUGUAAUGAGAAUUAGGAACCUUUGAACUAUUAAUGCUGAAUACAACUUUGCCUCAAAUAUUUGAGAAAGCUAUUUAAACAAUGUAAACAGAUAUUAUUACUCCAUAUUUGACAUAACUGUAUUGACUUCUUCUAUCAAAGAAUCCCCUACAGUAGUUAGGAAGUCCAUAAGUGUUUUUAUUAGACAAUCAAAGGUUUGAAAGAUACUAGAAACAAUGUGAGGAGGUUAAAGUCACUUUUAGAAAGCAAAUUCACAAAAUGUUCUUAUAAACUUGAAUGGAUGUCUAAUGUUAGAAAAAAACAAAGUCCCAAAUAGACUUUUUUUUAAAUAGUUCUUUUUAUUAUAGGCAGGUACAUAGGUUUUAUUAAACUGGUGAACAUAUUGUUAAAUUAAAAUAUUUCAAAAUUGUAGUGAUAAAUCAUCAAUCCUAACAAAAAUUUAGCAUUAGAUUGGACGACUUGCGACAUUCUGGGUAACUUGACUAUUUCAUUCUUUAUUCUGAAGAUUGUACCUCCUGAUGAUUUAUUUUUGUAAAUAAAUGAUUAGAUUGUUAGAAA